Molecule: messenger RNA, 477 nt
Organism: Dictyostelium discoideum AX4
Lineage: Eukaryota; Evosea; Eumycetozoa; Dictyosteliales; Dictyosteliaceae
Exons: 2
Coding region: 1-477 (158 amino acids)
Cellular component (GO): nucleus
Molecular function (GO): protein heterodimerization activity
Source: RefSeq, a predicted model, not a curated record
AUGGUUAAAGAUGAUAAUAUGAAAGAUAUUGAAGAUGAUCAUGAAGAUGAACAUGAAGAAGAGGAAGAACAUGAAGAAGAGGAAGAACAUGAAGAUGAGCAUGAGGAAGAGGAAGAAGAACAUGAAGAAGAGGAUGGUGGAGAAAAAACUAAAAGUAAAAAUAAAGAUAAAGAUAAUACAAAUGAUGAAAAAAAGAAAUCAAAAAGACGUACACGUGUUGAAGGUGAUAUUCAAUUACCAGUUGCAAGAAUUAAAAGAAUAAUGAGAUGUGAUAAAGAUGUUAAAAUAAUUUCUUCUGAUGCUGUUAUGUUAGUUGCAAAAUCGACUGAAAUGUUUUUAGAUUAUUUAGUCAAAGAAGCAUAUAAAUCAAGUGGCAAAAAGAAGACUUUACAAUAUAAAGAUUUAGCUUCAACAAUUAAAGGUGUAGAUAAUUUAGACUUUUUAUCAGAGAUUAUACCUGAAAAAGUUUCAAUAUAA